GAUUCCUGGGCGUAGAAGGAUCAGAAACAACAACAAUCAAGGACAGUUAGAUUAGAUAUUUAGCUGAGGAAGUCUGAACAUUACUAGAUUAUUUUAUGUGUGUAUUUAUGUUAAAUCCUGCAACGCAAAGCACCAAUUUUUGUGUUUUGAUUACUUGUAAGAAGCUUUUAUCCAGAUGUGUUCGAUACCUUUAACUCAAUAAGCACUUAAUAUUUGGAUUUCUGGGUUUACAAUGGCCCUGGAGUGAGUGACAGACCAAAAACACAGUUAACAGCACCUAUGUGAUCGGAGGAGAGCAGCAUCCAGCUACGAUCCCAAAAUGAAGGAUUUGUCAGCCCGGGAUAACACCAGCAAUGAAGCCUUUAGGCUUCUAAAGCAGUUAAAUAUGUACCUGGAGCAAGAACCAAAAUACCAGCCUAGGGAGAAAGGACUAAUACUCAUAGAGUCAACAGUAGAGAAUGAUAAUACCAUCUGUCCAAAGUUCAGGAAUGCAAAAGUUGAAGACUUGUGGAGUUUAACAAACUUCUUUGGCCUGAGUAUGGAAACAUUUGUCUUGGCUGCGAACAUCUUAGAUAGAUUUUUGGCAAUUAUGAAGGUAAAGCCAAAACAUUUGUCAUGCAUUGGAGUUUGCUGCUUUCAACUAGCAGCCCGGGUUGUAGAGGAAGCUUGUAAUGUGCCAUCCGUCCAUGAUGUGAUCCGCAUCAGCCAAUGUAAAUGCACUGUGUCCGACAUAAAACGAAUGGAGAAAAUCAUUUCAGAAAAGCUGCACUUUGAAUUUAACGCUACCACUGCCUUAACCUUUUUGCACUUGUAUCACACAAUAGUCCUCUGCCACUCAUUAGAGCGGAAGGAAGUAUUGAACCUUGACAAACUGGAAGCUCAGCUAAAAGCUUGCAACUGCCGACUGAUAUUUUCCAAAGCAAAACCCUCAGUAUUAGCCUUGUGCCUUCUUACGCUUGAAGUGGAAACUUUAAAGUCUCUAGAACUCUUUGACAUCGCCCUGCGUGUACAGAAACAUUCUAGGGUUAAUGAUAGAGAUAUGCUUUACUGGAGGGAGUUGGUUUCAAAAUGCCUAGCAGACUAUUCCUCCCCUCAGUGCUGCAAGCCUGACCAUAAGAAAUUGGUUUGGAUUGUUUCCAGGCGCACUGCACAAAACCUGCACAAUAGUUAUUACAGUGUUCCGGAACUGCCAACUAUUCCAGAGGACAGCUGCUUGAGUGAGAGUGAGGAUUCGUGUGAAGAUAUGAGCAGUGGAGAAGAUAGCCUAAGCAGCUCUCCUCCAAGUGAUUUGGAGGCUUCCUUCUUUUUUGAUGAUUUCAAGCCUAAAAUGAAACGCCGCUCUCGUCAUCUUUACCCUUAAUUUUGUGCCAUGAUAUUGUAUGCAUGUUAGGUAGUGAUUGUGAAGUUCUAGGAGGGAGUUGAGGCAGAAAUAUUUAUUUUACUGUUUUCACACUUAUUUUAUUUAACUUUGCACACUUUUCUUAAAUCUUUCAAACGGUUAACAGCGCUGAUUUUGUGUCUUGUUUACUUUUUUAAAAUGUAAUUUAAUCUGUUUUGAAGUCCAUGUACAUAAUUAUUUUUACAUUCUUUAUAGCUUCCAAAAAAAUUGAGACAUCAAGGGGCUUUACAUUCUAAAAUCUAUCUUGCAUAUGAAAGUGCACAAUUUAAAAGCUUUAAAAUGAUAAACCUUAAAAAGGUUGUUAAAGCUGUUCGUUUUGAUUUUGAAGCUAAGAGGGUACACGCGUGCAAACAUUUUUUUGUGAUUAUUGAAGCAAGUUGCACAAUUCUAGUAGAGUAUUGGUUUGCAAACCUGUCCUCAGACCUCCCUAACAGGCCAGGUUUUCAGGAUUACCUUGUAUAAGAGCAGGUAAAAUAACCACAUUUACUAAUCUGCUGAUUAUUUCACCUGUGAUCCAUUUCAGAUAUACUCAAAAUGUGGACUUUUUGGGGGGUCCUGAGGACAGGUUUGAAAACCAGUGUAGUAGAGUGACAUUUUAAAAUGUGCUUCUUCAAAUGCAACAGAGCAAAAAUGUUUUUGUGUCUCUAAUAGUUUCAUAAGCAUUUUACAUUGUAAUGUAACUGAAAUGGUACAGUUUUUUUUUUUCUUGGCUUCAUCCUCUGCCCUCCGCUAUAUAAUGAGGCUUUAUUGUUGGAUUUACAGAACAGAUGUUUGUUAGUGGUGUUAACUAAUUUUACAUUCCAAAGCAAAUUGUAUUGUGAAAAUUUGUUUACAAAAAGAUUUUUUUUUUUUUUUUUUUUUUUUUUUUUUUUUGCAUGAUUUUCAUUUUGGAUGUAGCUUUGGUGCAGUAUAUAUGCCAUGUUAAAGGGGGGGGGGGGAAUCAACAAUGAAUACUUGUUUUUAAACUUUAAAAAAAUCUUGUAGUGUAUUACAUAAGGGCCUAAUGAGCAACACAUAAACAAAGAACCAAAGUGAUUCAUAUUAGUAUAACAGGAAAUGUAUUUCUGGUUUUAGAUAUUUGCAGUAACGAUCAUAUAAAGGGAAGAUAAAUUAAGCUGCAGAUGGACAUGUGUUUAAGCACAGAACCUGUCCACCCACAAGCUCUCAUAUGCAACUAAACAUGGGUUAGAGCAGAGCCUGUCAAUCACCCAGAAUAAGCAAUUUCAGGGUGAUUUAUCUUCACCACAAGCUGCUUCUUAAAUUUAUUUAUGGUUACAGGCUUGUUCAUGUAAGUUUGCAGCUCAACAUGCCAGAAAUUGUAAAUAAAGCUUGAUACAUUCUUCCCAUCGUGUUAUAUUGGUUGGACUGGAUGGUAUUAAACCAUCCUACCCAGAUUUUAAUUACAUUUUAUGUGACCUCUAGUUGCCAAAUAUAAAGUUGCCUUUUACGACAAUAGAUGUGCUGAAAUUUGAUUGCCAAGUAAGUUCAAAGUGAAAUUAGUUUUUUUGUUGAACAUGGAAAGUGACGUUAGAAGAAAAUGUUUUUUUCUUUUUGGAACAUGAUAGUAUGAAAUGUGAAUUGUAGACAAUUUAAACUGAAAGGCCCAGACAUGACUGUUAUUAUUGAAAUGUACGUGAUAUAGUACAGAUGUGAAUGGUGCUGUAAGUGUUAAUUGUAUAAUUUUACAGUGUAUAAGAGCAAUAAUGCUCAAAAUGUACAUAGAAAAAAAAUGUAAAUUAGAAAAAAAUUGUACAGAAAAAUGUAAAAGCUAAAAUGCACAGAAAAAAAUGUAUUUUUUUACAUGUAUGUAGUUUUUUGUUUUGUUAAAAUGUGUAGAUAUUAACUUAUUCCAUAAAAUAAUGCAUAUCUGAGGCUGUAGCGGUUUACAGCUUCAUUUAAAAAAUAAACAAAAUCACUUUUUA
Messenger RNA from Bombina bombina (fire-bellied toad), 3321 nucleotides. RefSeq names its product cyclin G2 (gene CCNG2). Gene Ontology annotation, cellular component: cyclin-dependent protein kinase holoenzyme complex; cytoplasm; nucleus. Gene Ontology annotation, biological process: regulation of cyclin-dependent protein serine/threonine kinase activity; mitotic cell cycle phase transition. Gene Ontology annotation, molecular function: cyclin-dependent protein serine/threonine kinase regulator activity. The transcript has 8 exons. Lineage: Eukaryota; Metazoa; Chordata; Amphibia; Anura; Bombinatoridae. The record is from RefSeq and is a predicted model, not a curated record. The coding region runs from base 320 to 1360 and encodes 346 amino acids.